This is a messenger RNA of Trifolium pratense (red clover), 7931 nucleotides long. RefSeq names its product protein SWEETIE. Lineage: Eukaryota; Viridiplantae; Streptophyta; Magnoliopsida; Fabales; Fabaceae. The record is from RefSeq and is a predicted model, not a curated record. Gene Ontology annotation, biological process: carbohydrate metabolic process. The transcript is spliced from 48 exons. Bases 132 to 7574 code for a protein of 2480 amino acids.
UGGUAAAUUUUCAAUUUACACCCCAUUUUACGAUCCAAAGCAAGUUCAUCUUCUUCUUCCUCUCUGAUUCAAACACAUUAACAUAACACUGGUGCGAGAGAGAUACUAAACAAACUAGAAGUUGAAUUCACAUGUCAAAGAUUCAGAUCACGCCGGCGGCACCGCUGUCGCGGUUCGGCGUGUUAGUGGCGCAACUGGAAUCCAUAGUUUCUUCAUCUGCUCACAAAUCUCCGGAGCCACUUCUCUGCUUCGAUCUCCUCUCCGAUCUCAUUUCCGCCAUUGACGAGGACACUAAGGAAAAUAUUUUGGUGUGGCAAAGGAGAUGCGAGGAUGCAUUAUACUCCUUACUUGUUAUUGGUGCAAAACGGCCUGUGCGUCACCUGGCAUCGGUAGCGAUGGCAAAGAUCAUAUCCAAGGGAGAUGGAAUAUCGAUUUACUCUAGAGCAAGCAGCCUUCAGGGAUUUCUUUCUGAUGGGAAGAGGAGCGAACCUUUGAAGAUUGCUGGUGCUUCACAAUGCUUGGGAGAAUUGUAUAAGCACUUUGGCAGAAGAAUUACUUCAGGUUUGCUCGAAACAACGAACAUAGCAGCUAAACUUAUGAGAUUCAAUGAGGAAUUUGUAAGACAAGAAGCAUUAUAUAUGCUUCGGAAUGCUUUAGAAGGCUCUGGCGGUAGUGCUGCUUCAACAGCAUAUUCAGAGGCAUUUCGUCUUAUAAUGAGGUCUGCCGCUGGGGACAAGUCUUUUGCUGUGAGAAUAGCGUCCGCAAGAUGUUUGAAGGCAUUUGCUAGCAUUGGUGGUCCAGGCUUAGGUGUGACAGAACUCGACAAUUCAGCAUCUUAUUGUGUCAAGGCUCUUGAAGAUCCUGUUGCAUCUGUCCGUGACGCCUUUGCUGAAACUUUGGGUUCUUUGCUUGCUCUUGGAAUGAAUCCUGAGGCACAGAUUCAACCAAGGGGAAAGGGCCCUUUACAUCAAGCAAAAAAGCUAGAAGGUGGAUUGCAGAAGCAUUUGAUUUUGGCUUUCACAAAAGCUAGUGGAGUACGUUCAAGGCAAGUCCGGGUUGGCCUGACUCUAUCUUGGGUAUUCUUCUUACAGGCAAUUCGUAUAAAAUAUCUGCAUCCAGAUAGUGAGCUGCAAAAUUAUGCAUUGCAAGUUAUGGAAAUGCUUCGUGCUGAAACUACGGUUGAUGCCCAUGCAUUGGCAUGUGUUCUUUAUGUCCUUCGUGUUGGUGUAACAGAUCAAAUGACUGAACCUACUCAGAGGGAUUUUUUGCUUUUUCUUGGAAAGCAGCUCCAGUCACCUGAAGCUUGUCCUUCUAUGAUGGUGGCAGCAUUACGAACAGUGUCAUAUACUCUGAAGACUUUAGGAGAGGUUCCCUUUGAGUUUAAGGAAGUUCUUGACAACACUGUAGUUGCUGCGGUGUCACAUUCUUCGAAGCUGGUUCGGAUUGAAGCUGCUUUAGCAUUACGUGCAUUGGCUGAAGUUGAUCCAACUUGUGUCGGUGGUUUAACUUCAUAUGGGGUGACCAAUCUUACUGCUUUAAGAGAGAGUGUUUCUUUUGAAAAGGGUAGCAGUUUACAGUUUGAGCUUGAUUCUUUGCAUGGGCAGGCUACUGUCUUGUCUGCUUUAGUCUCUAUUUCACCAAAAUUACCUCUUGGUUACCCAGCAAGGCUUCCCAGAUUAGUGUUUGAGGUUUCAAAGAAAAUGCUCAUAGAAUAUAGUCGCAACCCGUUGGCAGCGACAGUUGAAAAAGAAGCUGGGUGGUUGCUUUUAUCAUCUUUAUUGGUUUCUUUACCAAAGGAGGAGCUUAAAGAGGAUGUCUUUGAUAUUCUUGCAUUGUGGGCUACACUCUUUGCAGGGAAUCCAGAAAAUGAAGUUACAAAAACUGAUGAUUUAAUGUCAAGGAUAUACGUAUGGUCUGCAGCUGUUCAUGCACUUACAGCGUUUAUAAAAUGCUUUAUAUCUUCGGAUGUUCUUAAUGACAGAGUUCUACUUCAGCCAGUUCUUGUAUACCUUAACAGUGCAUUAUCAUACAUAUCCGCAUUAAAAGCCAAGGAACUUCCAUAUGUGAAGCCAGCAGUGGACACUUUCAUCAUCAAAACUUUAAUAGCUUACCAAUCUCUCCCAGAUCCUGGCUCAUUUAAAAAUGACCACCCUCAGAUUAUUCAACUAUGUACAUUUCCGUUCAGACAUGCUUCAGAAUGUGAAGAAAGUUCGUGCUUGAGGAUGCUGUUAGACAAAAGAGAUGCAUGGUUGGGUCCCUGGAUUCCUGGAAGGGAUUGGUUUGAAGAUGAGCUCCGAGCUUUUCAAGGUGGAAAAGAUGGCAUCAUGCCCUGUGUAUGGGAGAAUGAAAUUUCUAGCUUUCCUCAGCCGGAGACAAUAAGCAAGACUUUGGUGAACCAGAUGCUUCUUUUCUUCGGGAUCAUAUUUUCUUCUCAGGAUAGUGGCGGUAUGCUGUCCCUCCUUGGUGUUAUUGAGCAGUGUCUAAAAGCUGGGAAAAAACAACACUGGCGCACAUCUAGUAUCACCAAUAUUUGUGUGGGCUUACUUGCAGGGUUUAAGUCUUUGCUUUCUUUUCGACCACAAACAUUAGGACAAGAGAUUUUGGGUUUGGUGCAAUCUAUUUUUCAGAAUAUUUUGGUGGAGGGAGACAUUUGUGCAUCGCAACGUAGAGCAUCUUCUGAGGUUCUUGGAUAUUUAGCUCGAUUUGGAAAUGAUAUCUUCACUGCUAGAAUGACUAGAUCUCUACUUGGUGACCUAACUGGAGCAACUGAUUCCUACUAUGCUGGAUCAAUUGCUUUGGCACUUGGCUGCAUUCAUCGCAGUGCAGGAGGGAUUGCAUUGUCAACUUUAGUUCCUGCAACAGUGAGCUCUAUUUCCUCACUGGCUAAAAGUUUGGUACCUAAUCUGCAGAUCUGGUCUAUGCAUGGGCUUCUUUUAACUGUUGAAGCUGCAGGCUUGUCCUUUGUUUCUCAUGUCCAGGCGACACUUUCUCUUGCAAUGGACAUCCUUUUAUCUGAUGAGAAUGGUUUGGCAGACGUUCAGCAGGGAGUUGGCCGCCUUAUAAAUGCUAUCGUUGCUGUUCUUGGUCCUGAGCUUGUACCGGGAAGCAUCUUUUUCACACGCUCCAAGUCUGCCAUUGCUGAGAUAAGCUGCUGGCAAGAAACUUCAACAAUGCUUGAGAGUGCACGCUUCACUCAACAACUUGUUCUUUUUGCACCGAAAGCUGUUUCUGUGCACUCCCAUGUGCAGUCUCUUCUCUCUACAUUGUCAUCAAGACAGCCAACUUUACGCCUUCUUGCUGUGUCUACUCUAAGACAUCUAAUUGAGAAAGAUCCGGCUUCCGUUAUUGUUGAGAAGAUCGAAGAUAACCUGUUCUUUAUGUUGGAUGAGGAAACUGAUUCAGAAAUUGGUAACUUAGUGCGAACCACAAUUAUGCGAUUACUCUAUGCAUCAUGUCCUUCAUGUACUUCACAUUGGAUAUCAGUAUGUCGCAAAGUGGUCCUUGCAACGUCAAUGAGGAACACUGAAAUUAAUAACAACGCAGAAAAUGAUUUUUCAGAUGGUGAUUCAAGGUUGAACCAUAAUGAUGAAGAAAAUAUGGUCUCUGGCUCGAACAACACACAGGAUUACAAGUUUCAAGCUUCCACCGGUACAGCUAAUAGAGAAAAGUACCUCAGAUAUAGAACUAGACUUUUUGCUGCAGAAUGUUUGAGCCAUCUACCAGAUGCUGUAGGAAGAAAUCCUGCUCAUUUUGACCUCUUUUUGGCAAGGAAAGAACAUGCAGGUGGGAAUUCCCUUGGUGAUUGGCUAGUUCUCCACUUGCAAGAGUUAAUAUCACUUGCUUAUCAGAUUAGCACAAUUCAAUUUGAGAACAUGCAGCCAGUAGGUGUCGGUCUUCUUGGCACUAUUGUAGAUAAGUUUGAAAAGGCAGCUGACCCUGAGCUUCCUGGGCAUCUUCUACUUGAACAGUAUCAGGCCCAACUUGUAUCUGCAGUUCGUACCACUUUGGACACAUCUUCUAGUCCUAGCUUAUUGGAGGCAGGCUUGCACUUGGCUACCAAGAUAUUAACAAGUGGAAUAAUCAGUGGAGAUCAAGUGGUGGUCAGGCGCAUAUUUUCUUUGAUUUCACGCCCACUGAAUGACUUUGAGGAUAUUUAUUAUCCUUCGUUUGCGGAAUGGGUCACAAGCAAGAUCAAAAUAAGGCUUCUGGCUGCUCACGCUUCUCUCAAGUGUUAUAUAUAUGCAUCCAUGAGGAAACACCAAGAUGGAGUUCCAGAUGAGUACCGGACACUAUUGCCACUGUUUCAAAAGAGCUCGAGUGUUCUAGGGAAGUACUGGAUCCACACAUUGAAGGAUUAUAGUUAUAUAUGUUUGUGCCUGAGUCCAAAGAGGAAGUGGAAUCUGUUUCUUGAUGGGCUGCAAUCACCUAUUGUUUCUUCAAAGUUACGCCCAUGCUUAGAUGAAUCUUGGCCAGUAAUUUUACAAGCACUUGCACUCGACUCAGUUCCAGUGAAUUCUGAAGGAAAUGAUUGCACAAAAGCCUCAACCAAAAACACCGACAAACAUAGUGCCGCUACAUGUCAGUAUAGCAUGGUCCAAUUGAAGUUUGAAGAUUUUAAGUUCCUAUGGGGAUUUUCUCUUCUUGGUCUGUUUCAGUCACAACAUCCUAUCCUGUGCAAACCAAUUAUACAGUUGGGUUUUGUUAAUGCAAAGCAUGGUGGGAACUCCCUAAGCGAUGAAGUGAAACCGCCAGGCUUGAAAUUAUACGAAAUUGUACUACCUAUGUUUCAAUUUCUUUCAACUGAGAGUUUUUUUGGAGCGGGACUGCUUAACGUGGAUAUUUGUAAAGAACUGCUGCAGAUUCUUUCAUAUUCCACAUACAUGGAUAAUUCUUGGAAUAGUCUUGCGAUAUCAAUUUUAUCACAGGUUGCACAGAAUUGCCCAGAAGAAAUUUUCAAUAGUGAAAACUUUUCUUUGAUAACAAUGGAACUUUGCUUGCACUACCUUUUUAAAAUAUUUCAUAGAGCUGACACAAUUUUAGUGAAUCAUCCAAACUCCGAAGUAAAUGUUAUACAUACGCUGUGCAGCUCAACAAAGGCAGUUAUUAACCAUAUUGAGACCAAGAUGACCCAGCAUCCAAAAUCGACGGUUCUGGCAUUAGUUUUAGUUGCCUACAAGUGUGUUAGGGAGGCUUCAACUGAGGUUUACUUAUCAGAAGCUAUUGACAUGGUCAACUGUACAAUUCCUUUGUUAAAGAGAAUACGUGAUGAUGAGGCUGCGCUGGAUGAUAGCAUUCUCCCUCUAAGAGAAAUGUUUGAGACUCUUCUGAGUGUGGUUGCUGCUUUGACAAAGUAUGGAAUUGAGGAAUUCCAUUUGCAGGAGGUUAAGAGUUUAAACCACCACCAGAAACUAAUACAUGCAAAGCUUGUAUUUUCUCUUGAACAAAUCAUAUUAAUUGCGAAACUGGCUCUUGAAAGCAAAAAUGUUGAAGAUUGUGAAGCAAGCAAAUCCAUCCGUGUUAUUGCACUGAGAUAUUGCAUUCGAUGUUUCCGAACUCUACUCGGUGAUUCAAAUAUGCAGGUCCAAGUUAUAGGUUUGCAAUUUCUUAAAGCUAGGAUUCAAAGAGGUGCGAAUACAGAAGAUAACUCAUUCUUAAUGUUUCUAUCUGGGGAGUUAAUUACUGAUAUAUUCUCUUUGAUCCACAAAAUGUUGAAGAAUACUAUAACGAGAGAGUCGGUAAACAUUGCUAGUGAAUGUUUAAGUCUCAUGGUGGUGUUACAAACCCUAGCUAAAGGUAAUGACUGCCAGAGAAGUUUUAUGGCCCUACUUCUGGAGGCCAUUGUCACGAUUUUCUUGUCAACAACAGAUGGAUUCUCUCCGGCAAUAAGUGAUUUAAGAAGCACAGCCAUUAAGCUUGUUUCUCACCUUGCUCAAAUUCCCUCAUCAGCCAUGCAUUUCAAGGACGUUUUACUAUCAAUGCCUCCACUGCACCGCCAGGAACUUCAGGGGGUCAUACGAGCUUCUGUAACACAUGAUAAAAAUCAAACAGAACAUAAAGUACCAGUUUUGGAUAUUAAAAUGCCGAAGCCAGCGGCAGGAAUUGAAGAGAAACACCCCACACCUUCAGCUGCUGUGAUACAAUCAGACGAGAAUAAUGAGGAAGAAGAUGAAGUCAGUGAAGAUGAUUGGGAUGCUUUCCAGUCUUUUCCUGUGUCUAAAAAUGAAGCUGGAGAGGAUUCAAAAACAGAUGAUUCUCCCGAAGACAAAUAUCAUAGCGUGGUUGAAAGAUCAGAUAUGGAAGGCUCUACUGGAGAUGUUGAGUUUCAAGAAUCUGCUAGUUCCAAAUCUGUCAUUAGUGAAAAGGAGAUGAAAAGUAAUGAAAGCUCGGAAGCUUUCAAAGAGAAACAUGCUCAAACUGAUCCGGGAGCUAACGAGACACAUGAUAAUGAGCACCAAGAGACAGAGGAAGAAUUGCAAAGCUCUGGACUUCAAGAAGUGGCAUCAUCAAUCUCAGUAAAUGAACUAGACCCUUGUGAUCAGAAGUCUGAGUUAGAAGCUGAAGAAUCAGUUGAAGUGGAUGUGCUUGAACAAAUAGUAUCAGGAUCUCCGGCACUUCAACAGGGUGUUUCGGAAUCAGAUAAUAAUGAACAGUGUAACAGAGGUGAAGAAGAUGCUAAGAAAGACAAUGUGGAUGAAAAGGAGAGUUUUGACUCUAAGAAAGGAAUGUUUGAAAGUCCAGUAGAAAGGGAGCAUCAAGGGAUGGAGGAAGAAUCGCAAAGCUCUGGGAUUCAAGAAGAGGCAUUAGCAAUCCCAGGAUAUGAGCUAGUUUCUUUUGAUCAGAAGCCUGAGGUAGAAGCUGAAGGAUCAAUUGAAAGGGAUGUUCCUGAACAGUUAGUAUCAGAUUCUCUGGAAGUUCAACGGGGGGUUCUUGAGUCCGAUAAUAUUGAACAGUGUAGCAGAUGUGAUGAAGAUGGUAAGAAAGACAGUGUGAAUGAAAAUGAGAGUCAUGACUCUAAGCAAGGAACGUCUGAAAGUCCAGUAGAAAGCAAACAUCAAGAGAUGCAGGAAGAAUUACAAAGCUCUGUGCUUCAAGAAGAGGCGUUAGCAAUUCCAGAAAGUGAACUAGUUUCUUGUGAUCAGAAGCCGGAGGUUAGCAAUUCCAGAGGCGUUGAAAGAUUGAUUGAAGAGGGUGUUCCUGAACAUCUAGUAUCAGAUUCUCCGAAACUUCAACAGGGUGUUCUUGAGUCAGAUAAUAUUGAACAGUGUAACAGAUAUGAUGAAGAUGCUAAGAAAGACGGUAUGAGUGAAAAUGAGAGUCAUGAUUCUAAACAAGGAACUUCUGAAAGUCCAGUUGAAAGUGCACAUCAAGAGCUGGAGCAAGAAUUGCGAAGCUCUGAGCUUCAAGAAGAGGUAUCCUCAGUCCCAGGGAAUGAACUAGUUUCUGGUGAUCAGAAGCCUGAGGUAGAAUCUGAAGGAUCAAUUAAAGAGGAUAUGCCUGAACAAGUAGCAUCGGAUAAUAAUGAUAACAAAUGUGAUGAAGAUGCUAGGCAAGACUUAAAUGAAAAUGAGUCAUGACCCUAGGCAAGGAAUGUAUGAGAGUCCAGUAAAAAUUAGAAUGAUUAGCUGAGGACUAUAGAGAAUGAAGUAUUUGUCAAUUGCAAUUAUUACUCCAAUUCCAUGUAAACCACAUAUCUACCGUUAGUAUUUAGAGCCAUUAUCCCAUGCCAUCCAAUUAUAUGUGUUGAAUCUAGUUUUGUAUUAUAAGCCUCAGAUUGACUUGUCAGGUUAUUUGUUUUGUUCGUAUAUCGGGUUCCGGAUUUCCAUUGCAAAUAGCUUGAUUACAUUCAACUUCGAUUUAUAAUUUGUUUGCUGAAUUGAAUGAUGGAUGGCCAUCUAUUUACAAAUUAUAAACUUAAGUUUUAUUGUCACUAA